CCUCCAGGAUCCGAAGUCCUCUCUCCCCUUCCGUCAUAAGAGGGGGCACAGUGAGAGAAGGAAACCAGGAAGACAAAGCAGAGCUCUAGGCACGGAGGAAACAAGUUAGCGUACGUCACAAGCCACCUCUACUCCUCCCCGCCCCCGUCCUGAUUUCCUCCUCCCUCUUCCCCCACCCAAUCCCAUCCAGAUCUCAUCGCCGGAACGUAAAUCAUCCUCCGAAGACUUUGUAUCUUUCGAUCGGAUUCCUAACCCGUUUCUUAUUCCCUCUCUCUCCAAUCUCCUUCAAUCUCUUCUUCUCUUGUUUUCUGGGUGGACGGAAAGAUCUGGUUUCUUGAAGCGCAAUAUUCUGGUCUCCGAUCUCGUUGAUCCGAGGAUCGGAGAUUGUGUUUGAUUUUUUCGUGGUUUUGGUGCUUCUUUGACCCUUUUUUUGAAGGAUCUUGAGGCGGAAAUGGUUGGAUCUGGGGUUAGGGGGCUGAAUUAGAAACCCUGGUGAUGGCAGCGGCGUCGGGUAACGCGGUGGCGGACCCAAUGCAGUUGCCGGUGGGCGGGGGUGCGAGCGAGGUGCCACAGCAGUGGUUUGUGGAUGAGAGGGACGGAUUUAUUUCGUGGCUGAGGGGGGAAUUUGCUGCGGCCAAUGCUAUCAUCGACCUUUUGAUGCAUCACCUCAGGAUCACCGGCGAGCCCGGGCAGUACGACCACCUUGCGGGAUGCAUCCACCAGCGGCGAUUCCACUGGGCGCCCAUACUCCACCUGCAGCAGUACUUUCCCGUCGCCAAUGUUAUGUACGCGCUGCAGCGGGUGGAGGGGAAACAGCGUCCGCAGAUCCCACAGAGGCGCUCCUACGGUCCGAAAGAAAAUGGAAGAAAGAACGGAUUUGGGCAUGGGUACGGACAUCGAUCCGAUGGAGUUCUAGAUACCCAUGGAUCGCUUGCAUCUGGUAUGGCUAUGUCUGACGAUGUAAAUACAGAGAAGAGGGAUGAUAAGCUGGAAACAUACACUGACACCAGCCAGAAGACUGACGCACCACCUCAUGCUGAGAAGGAUGGAGUAUGCAAUGUACCUAGCUCCAAAGCAUAUAGCAGCCUUAAGGAGAUAGCAAACGUAGUUGAGCCCAACUGCUAUGAGUCGGAACCCGCAGGUGAUAGUCGAGCCUUGGACUGCAAAGGGACUCGCAAUGAUUCUGCUAAAGGUGAUGUAGAUAUAACUUCAAAUCCAGGCGAAAAUCAGAAAGGCUACUUAAUGCCAAAAGAAUUUUUGGCCAAAGAAAUAAGUGAUGGCACAAUGGUUAAUGUUGUUGAAGGACUGAAACUGUAUGAGGAUUUUCUGAAUAGCUCAGAGAUUAUAAGACUUGUUUCAUUAGCCUAUGAAACGAGAGCUGCUGGUCAUAGAAAAGAACUCCCAGGUCAAACACUUGUAACAUUGAAAAGACCAAUGAAGGGACAUGGAAGAGAAAUGAUUCAGUUUGGCAUUCCCAUUAAUGAGGGACCUCAAGAAGAUGAAAAUACCACUGUGAGCUCUGGUGAGAAAAAGGUAGCAGCCAUUCCUAGUGUACUGCAGGUUAUGCUUCAUAGCUUGGUUCAGCUGCAAGUUUUGCCAGUUAAACCUGAUUUUUGCAUUAUUGACUUAUUUAAUGAGGGGGAUCACUCACAACCUCACACAUGGCCACCUUGGUACGGUAGGCCUGUUUGUAACUUAUUAUUGACUGACUGUGACAUUGUAUAUGGCCGGGCAGUAGGAUCAGAUCACAGGGGAAACUACAAUGGCUCUUUGAAGCUCUCUCUCACUGCAGGGGCUCUUCUUGUAAUGGAAGGAAAAAGUGCAGAUCUAGCAAAACGUGCCAUCCCUUCCCUUCGCAAGCAGCGCAUCCUUUUGACAUUUGGAAAAUCCCAACCAAAGAACUUCUCCCGUCAUCUGCCAGGCCGUAAGCAACAAGUGCCACCAAUGCAUCCUCAGAGUAUGUCUCUUCCAAAUGGCGUCCAGCCACUGUUUAUGGCACCUCCUGUGGUGCCUCCUACAACUGUUGGGUGGACAGUGGCAGUCCCUCCUAUGCACCCUAAUCCUCCAUUUCCAGUUCCUGGCACUGGAGUCUUUCUUCCCCCUGGUUCUGUCCAUUCGCCUCCAUCUCAACAGCUACCAGUGGCUCCAAUUUCAUCUGGGGCUUUCUAUGCUCCACAUAUAUUUGCAUCAUCUGAGAGCAACGGGGCGCAGAAACCAAAUUGUAACAAUGAUGCUUCUCCGAAGAAUACACAGGAUCUGACUGAGCCUAAGCUGGAAUACGAUGGGUGCUUGAGCAUUGACAAUGCUGCCCCUGAUGAACAGAAAAAUGUGGCUGCUAAGAAGCUGGUGAAAAAGCUGACAGAAAAUUCUGCCAGGUAGAGGAAGGUAUAGUGGAGACUGAAGGAGAAAAGGAGUCGCAUUCUUUUCGAGCAAUAGCAGGACGGUCAGGAAACUGGAAAAGAAUUUUGGAGCAAAUGUAAAGAUCAGCUGAGGAAUCACUAAACCACCUCUUAUCCUUUUCGCAUGUCAAGAAUCACGAGUAAACCUUUUCAUUUUAUUUUUUGUAGGGUCUUCAUACUUUUUUUAUUUCAUCUUCAGCUCCUGUUCAAUUACACCAACGACUUACAGCUACAUUUCUCAAGAGAACC
Messenger RNA from Musa acuminata subsp. malaccensis (wild Malaysian banana), 2648 nucleotides. Its product is annotated as RNA demethylase ALKBH10B. The record is from RefSeq and is a predicted model, not a curated record. Lineage: Eukaryota; Viridiplantae; Streptophyta; Magnoliopsida; Zingiberales; Musaceae. Gene Ontology annotation, molecular function: demethylase activity; mRNA binding. Gene Ontology annotation, biological process: mRNA catabolic process.